UUUUUGUUAAAUGAUCACAAUUAUUAUUAUUUGCAUACAGCAUUUGCAGAAUAUAUCCUGAUGACUCCAAGUGAAUGUUAUGCACCUAUAUACAACUCUAUGAAAGAAAAGAUUCACAUGAGUAAAAUAGUAAUAGAGUAUCUGCAGAAUAACCAAUUCUCAACAUAUGAAGAUCUUAUGAACAAAAUACAGGUAACUGUGCCACCUUCGGGAUGUGCAUCUUAUACAGAGGAUACAUUUUUAAGACAUGCACAGUUUGUAGUUGAGCAGAUCGAAAGUUAUGAUGAAGCUGGGGAUGACGAUGAAUUUUCUUUACUAACAACAAUCUGUGUUCGAGAUCUGAUUAAAUUGUCUGGAGUCACUCUGGGUAUCAGGCGGGCUGCAAGAAAAGCAAUAAAGAAAGUCACUAAGAAAGAUGUUCCGAAACAUACCAAAGCAACCACCACGGUCACUGUCAGGAAUAUCUUUGAAUCGUUCUUCCGCGAUGAACUUGACAAUGAAAAGACAGAGCUUCCCACAAGAAGACAGAGAUGUGGUCGAUGCGAG
Molecule: messenger RNA, 546 nt
Organism: Saccoglossus kowalevskii
Lineage: Eukaryota; Metazoa; Hemichordata; Enteropneusta; Harrimaniidae
Product: DNA (cytosine-5-)-methyltransferase
Biological process (GO): negative regulation of gene expression via chromosomal CpG island methylation; DNA methylation-dependent constitutive heterochromatin formation
Cellular component (GO): nucleus
Molecular function (GO): zinc ion binding; DNA binding; chromatin binding
Source: RefSeq, a predicted model, not a curated record